AUGGUGCACGUGACAGACGUUUUGGCUAUCUUGAAGAAUCCCCAGCUCUUCCACCUACAUGAUCAAGAAGAGAAUCCAGAAACCAUCCCCAUGAGAAGUCCAGGGGCUCUGAAAGCUUCUCAUCAAACGUUUAGGCAUUUUCAGUAUCUUCCAGUGACUGGGCCUCACCCAGCUGUGAGCCAAAUCCAGGAGCUCUGCCGGCAAUGGCUGCAGCCCGAGACCCACACCAAGCAGCAGAUGAUGGAACGACUGGUGCUGGAACAGUUUCUGAGCACCCUACCGGAGGAGGUGCAGACCUGGGUGAGGUCAAAACAGCCUAAGAACAGCAAGGAGGCAGGAGCCCUGGUGUCCGGCUUGAUCCAAGCAUGUGGGGAGAAAGGUUUCCCGGCUCAGGACUUUGUCCUUGCCGAAAAGAGGAACACCAAAAAACAAAAGAAGGACACAGAGAUGUCUGAAAACCCCUUAUCUGCUGGACCCCAGGAGUUGGUGACUUUCCAGGAUGUGGCUGUGGACUUCAGCCUGGAGGAACUGACCUACCUUAGUGCUGCUCAGAGGAAUCUCUACCGGGAGGUGAUGCUGGAGAAUUACAGGAACCUGGUCUCCUUAGAUGGGGAAAAAAGACCUAAAACCAAAGAUCUAACUCCAGAGCAAAGCCUGCCUGUGGAAAAGCCAUCCUUGGGGGUGGGAAUGGAGGAUUUACAGGUAGGUAACUUCUUCAGUGUCCACGAAGGAGAGUCUUCUCCUGAUGGUCCAACAGACUUGUACCAGGUCGACCAGGAGAAACUUUCAAGUUCUAUAAAGAUGAGUGAGCCGGAGACCCCCGCUCAGGAAAGAGGCCGUGACAGUGAUGGUUUUGAAAGAAGCUCAGAUCUCACUAAACAGUCAGAAGGUCCUCCAGGAAAGGACCCCCAGCAAUGUGCUACUCCUGGAAUUGUCACCAGCCCCCAGCCAGUGGUUGAUGAGCCUUUGCUCCAAGAGAACAGAGACAACAGAUGUAGAUUUUGCGAAAGAACUUUUAUCACCCAAAGAGCUCGUGAGAGACAUGAGCAGUUGCAUGCUGGGAAGAAACCCUUUGAAUGUAAACGAUGUGGAGAAGCCUUCAACCUCAUGCCACACCUCACCAGACGUCAGAGGACUCAUUCCAGUGAGAAGUCUCGUGGAUGCGGUAAAGGUGGAAAGUCUUUCACCCGGCACACAAACACCUGUGGCCGUGUAAGAAUUCAGGGUCAGGAAGACUACUUCGAAUGUUUCCAGUGUGGCAGAGCCUUUAUCCAGGAUGUGCAUCUUUUCCAACAUCUCAAAGCCCACGAGGCAGCCAAAGCUCUUCCCCCUAGGUUGCCCUGCACUAAGACGUAUUUCAUUCGCUAUCAGCGGAAACAUGACUAUGUUGGAGAGAGAGCCUGUCAGUGUUGUGACUGUGGCAAAGCCUUCAGCAGGACUUCACACCUCAUUCAGCACUAUCGAAUUCACGCCCAAGAGAGGCCUUACCAGUGUAAGCUGUGCGGGAAAUGUUUCAGCCGACCCUCCUAUCUCACUCAACAUUAUCAGCUCCAUUCUCAAGAGAAAGCUGAUGAGUGCAAUUCCCACUGA
Messenger RNA from Puma concolor (puma), 1590 nucleotides. NCBI's taxonomy places the organism in Eukaryota, Metazoa, Chordata, Mammalia, Carnivora, Felidae. The record is from RefSeq and is a predicted model, not a curated record.